Messenger RNA from Cryptomeria japonica (Japanese cedar), 2005 nucleotides. Its product is annotated as (R)-mandelonitrile lyase-like. The coding region runs from base 19 to 657 and encodes 212 amino acids. The record is from RefSeq and is a predicted model, not a curated record. Lineage: Eukaryota; Viridiplantae; Streptophyta; Pinopsida; Cupressales; Cupressaceae. The transcript is spliced from 4 exons.
GGAUCUUUGUGAGCGAGAAUGGAGCUUCUACCUCUCAGCCCAUUCCUCCUAUUCUUUGCCAGUUCUCAGCUGUUGGCAGCGACAUCCACAUCUGGUGCUCCUUCCUAUUCAUACCCAUUUAUGACUGUGGAUGCUGAGAAAGCAGCUGCAAGAAGAUAUGAUUAUAUCAUAGUUGGAGGAGGUACAGCUGGGUGUCCUCUGGCUGCUACUCUCUCACAAAACUACACUGUUUUGUUAAUGGAGAGAGGAGGAUCUCCUUAUGGGAAUCCUGACAUUGAGAACGCCGAUGCUUAUGGCAAGCCAUUGAGACAAACAGAUAAAUACACUUCCAUAGCUCAGGCAUUUGUAAGUGAGGAUGGAGUGCAGCUUGACAGAGCCAGAGUUUUGGGAGGAGGAACUGCUAUCAAUGCUGGGUUUUACAGCAGGGCAAGCUUGGAAUAUAUUAGAGGAAUGGGAUGGGAUGAGAAAUUGGUAAAUGAGUCAUUUUUGUGGGUGGAGAAAAUGAAUGCUUUUGAACCAAAUCCCAUUUCUCGAUGGUCAUCAGCUGCGAAAGGUGGACUUCUGGAAGCGGGAGUGCUUCCAUACAAUGGGUAUACUGUCGAUCAUUUGGUGGGCACCAAGAUCGGUGCUUCUACCUUUGAUAACAAUGGCAAAUGACAUACAGCUGCAGAUCUGCUGAAGUAUGCAAACCCAGAUAAUAUUGUUGUUCUUCUCAAUGCUACUGCCUCAAGAGUUCUAUUAUCAGGUAAGUUGAAGGCUCGUGGACUAGAAUUCAUAAAUUCCAUUAAUGGUAGUUCCUACCAAGUGUUACUUGAUGAAUCUUCAUCUUUCAGUGAGGUUAUUCUUUCCGCAGGAAGUAUAGGAAGCCCUCAACUUCUGCUCCUAAGUGGAAUAGGUCCCUCACAAGAUCUUAAAAAAUUAAAUAUAUCUGUCUUAAAAGAUGUACCUUUAGUAGGACAAAGGAUCCAAGAUAAUCCACGUACAUCGGUAUUAAUACAAUCUCCUACACCACUUAAUUUUUCCAGCAUACAAGUAGUAGGCAUACUAAAUAAUUCUAAUCUCUACAUAUAUGCCAGUAGCUUUGUGCAGUAUGUUUUUCCAAAUGGCUCUAUUUUAUCAAAUGGUUCUGGAGGGGCAAUCUUUCAGAAAGUAGCUUACCCAUUAUCAAGAGGAAAUCUAAGUCUAAUUAGUAAGGAUCCCAAAGACAAUCCUUCUGUUCGUUAUAACUACUAUUCAGAGCCUGAAGAUUUGCAAAAAUGUGUGCAAGGGCUCAAGGUAAUAGUUGACAUUUGUGAAACAAGUUCCAUCCAAAAUUUUGCCUAUAAUAAGUCUAGUGGCACAAGUGGGCUACAUUUCAUUGGAUUGGCUUUACCCAAGAAUAAAUCAGAUGACAUAGCCAUGGGUAAGUUUUGUAGAGAAAAACUUGCCACCAUAUGGCAUUUCCAUGGAGGUUGUGAUAUUGGUCAUGUUAUUGAUAAAAGGUAUCGUCUGAAAGGUGUUAUUGGUCUAAGGAUCGUUGAUGGUUCCACUUUUCGAGAUAGUCCUGGAACUAACCCACAAGCAACCACCAUGAUGCUUGGAAGGUAUGUAGGAGUGAAGAUUCUACAAGAGCGUGGGGCUUUUGAAUGAGUUGAGAAUAAUUUUCUACUCAAAACUCUCUCAAAAGUAUCUUUCAUUGGAUUAUUCCAUAUUAUAUAUGUAGUGUACUUUUAUACAUGAUUUAGUUAUUGAUCAAAGAAAAUGUUACAAAAAAAUAUAUUGGAACAAGCCUCUUCAUGGGGUCAUGUUCAAAUGGCAAGGCUAUCGGGUUCUCAUGUUGGAGAUUCAUUUUUGAAUCCCCCAAAGUGACAUCCAUGUGGCUUCUAUGUUCACUUGAAUUGAUUAAGUAACUUAUGUGGUUUCUAAGUUAAAGAUGUUGAAUAGGGAGGAGGUCCCCCAUGUGACCUUCAACAUCUUAGGAAGUAAAAAUAAAUAAAAAUUGAACAAGCCAAUAUCAUAUAUUAGU